Molecule: messenger RNA, 2277 nt
Organism: Arabidopsis lyrata subsp. lyrata
Lineage: Eukaryota; Viridiplantae; Streptophyta; Magnoliopsida; Brassicales; Brassicaceae
Product: putative F-box protein At1g58090
Exons: 1
Coding region: 115-1224 (369 amino acids)
Molecular function (GO): protein binding
Source: RefSeq, a predicted model, not a curated record
UAAUAUUAAUCUAAAAUCCAAUUCCUAAUUUUUACUCCAUAAUACAGUAUAUAUAAUUCUCCCCUUCCUUAAUUACAAAGGCUUCCUACCAAAAAAAAAAAAAAGAAAACCCUAAUGGUGGAGAGAAAGCUUCCAUUAGAUCUGGAAGAAGAGAUACUCUUUCGAGUUCCACCUCGAUCUCUCCUUCGCUUCAGAUCCGUUUGCAGAGAAUGGAACACUCUUUUCCACAAUAAGAGAUUCAUCAACAAAAACUUUGCUUGCGCUCGCCCAGAAUUCAUGUUAAAGACUUAUUCCCAUAUUUAUUCGAUAAGCGUCGAUCUCAACGACGAUCCAACUAUAAAGGUGCGUGAUUUACGCUUUGAUCCUUUACGCGGUCGCCAUUAUAAUCUCGAUGGUAACUUCUUCUUGUAUGACUUUCAUGACGGAGGCGGAUGCGUGGUUUCGAACCCGUUGUUGAGACAGAAUAAAUGGUUUGCAAAGGCUAAGAAUAUAUGUGGCAAGUACAUGGGUUACGAUGGUAGUAGACCCGAAAAGAGUUACAAGAUUAUUGGGAUGUGGGAACGUCAUUCGCUGGAUGGAAUUACUACGACAUAUUUAGUCUCCGAAUUUGCAGCCAAUGCUUACUGGAAGGUUACUGAUCAUACCAGUUUUUACGAAGAGCCAGCAUUUAGGAGUGACUCGUCCGGUAAUAAUAGGGUCUCCCUGAAUGGAAAUUUGUACUGGACAGCUCAUACUUAUCCCGAAACUGGUCAGUAUUUCAUCAGAAUGCUCGAUUUUUCGAAAGAGAUAGAAAUGUGUCAAAAGACAUUCUGUGUUUUACCGUGUAAGGAAAAAAAAAGUACUACACAUACUCGUGUCCUCUCGAUGUACAAGGGAGAUCGGUUUUCAGUGUUAGAACAAUCCAGAAAAACAAGAGAGAUUGAGAUUUGGGUGACAAAGGAUAAAAUUAGUAAUGCGGAUAAUGGAGAUGACGUGGUGUGGAUUAAGUUCAUGACGGUCUCAAUACCUGACUUCCCUAUGGUACUUAGUCACAUGUCUACAAAAUAUUUCGUCGAUAAUAAUAUCUAUGGAAAGAGCUUUGUUCUGUGUUGUCCAAGCAAGAUACCUAAAGCAGCUUGGGUGUAUAUUGUGAGGGGAGAUCUGUGCAAAAAGAUUAAGAUAGAUCAAGUGCUAUGUGAGUUUGAGUCCUCUGUCUAUGUUCCAAGUUUGAUCACCAUUCCUUGAGAGACUUUCGCCUAAAGCUAGUGAUCACAAGAAGAUCUUUUACAAGUUUGAUUUCCAUUGUUGCUUUCUUGUUUUAUUCAUUUAUUUCAUAAAACUUUUGCAAGAUUGAUUUCCACAAUUUUGUUUGGCCUACGUCGUGAGCUUGGGAAGAUAUUCAAAGUCGUUUCUCUGUCAGUGAUUCUUGUUUAUAUAUAGCUUACAGAGAAGAAGUUUAUUUACUGAAAAUCCCCAAAGCGUUGAUCCAAACAGCUUAGAGAGAAGAAGAGAACACCAAUAUUUUGUGAAGAAAACAUGGAAGACUCAAGUCAAACUGGAACACAUACUGCCCACCAUAGCUGCAGGUCCGGACGUACCGAUGUGGAAGAUAGGAGGAGAAGAUGAUAUCAAGUCAAAGUUCUCGGCAACAAGCACCUGGAGUCAACUUAGGCAUGUGAAGCCAACUCAAGUAAGGCACUGUAUAGUAUGGUUCUCUUAAGGAUUACCACGCUACUCUUUCAUUACGUGGCUAGCCAUAAGGGACAGAUUAGCCACUGGAGCGAGAAUGCGUAGGUGGGGUUUCUCCCAACCUUGCUUAUUGUGUGGUGAGCCAAAUGAGACAAGGGACCAUAUCUUCUUUGCUUGUCCUUUCUCUUUUAUGCUAUGGAUGGAGGUCGCAAAGCCGCUGCUAGAAAGAAGGAUCUCUUGGGAUUGGAGCCGUAUACUCCUUUCUUUGUCACCAGCUACGUACAACCUUACGGACUAUACUCUCCUACGAUUGUGUUUUCAGGCAGUGAUUUAUCACCUAUGGCGUGAACGAAAUAGACGCAAAGUCAUCAACGACACCACUCCUCCCAUCAGUUGGCUCUAAACAUCAUCAAGAUUAAUUUCAUGUCGACUCAUAGGUCUUAAAUAUCCCACAACUUUAAAGUUUGGAGAUCUAGUCUCAUUUGCAUCCUCUGUAAAUUAUCUAUGGAUUUGGCUCUGUUUUGCCAUUUUAUGGUUUUAAAAGUCACUAGGACUCUGUUUUUGUUAAAGUUCAGUUUGGUUGAGUUACUAUUGUACAUACCACCUUUG